Effrenium voratum is the source of this 3401-nucleotide messenger RNA. NCBI's taxonomy places the organism in Eukaryota, Dinophyceae, Suessiales, Symbiodiniaceae. The record is from the annotation of a GenBank genome assembly.
AGGCACCUGAUCUAGACACUCCGGCGGCGCUGGCGCCAUGGCACGAGUCCAUGGCUUCGGAGCAGUGGGCGAAGGAUUUGAAGGUCUUCCUUGUGCCCUUGGCCUCGGCCUCCUCCAGCCGCCGCGGCCUAUGGCGCGACCGCCUGCUGGCCGCCGGCGCAGCCGACGUUUUCGAGGCGCCGAGCCCGAAGCUUGCGGGUCUCAGCCACGCCGUGCUGGCGCCGGAGCUGACCCGCGAGAGGCUGGACUCCUGGCUGAAGCGCGAGGCCAUCCAACUGAACCCCGAGGCCUGGGUCACCACUGACUGGCUCAUCGCGUGCCUGGCGCGGCAGCGCCUUGCGCCGGAGGCCCAAUUCAGCUGGCCGCCAGCGACCUCGGCGCCGUCCUCCCCAGCAAAGCGGCAGGGCAGGGACGAAGGAGCGAACACCUCCCCGCGAAAGGCAAGCGCUGCACACGUCGCUGCUACUUCUCCGACGUCGCUGUCGCAGUCGCCAGCAAAGCGCCCGCACACAGCUAUCGAGUUUGGCGACGCCUCGCCAAAGACAUUCUCACCAUCGCCGACCUUCAGAAAAUUGGCCUGGGGCGCAGAUGCUGCCUCGGCAAAGCCACAUCAGGAUUCCGGAAGCGAGGUGGAGGAAGUGCCGAAAAUGUCGGCCUUCAACGGCCAGCUGACGCCGCUGCGGGAGCGCCUGCUGCGGAGCAAGCAGAAGUUUGCGUGCCAGCGCUCAGAACCUGCGCGGGGCAACAACCAUGAGCUCGCCGAUCUCUUCUCACGCAUGCAGAAGCACUACGAGUCUUUGGGGGAUGGCUGGCGUGAGCGUUCCUACCGAAUGACUGCUAGCCUCCUGCGGGGCCUCGCCUUCGAGAUCUCGGGGCCCGGGGACCUGCAGCGCCCGGAGCUCCGGAGGCUCGGGAAGAAGACUCGGGAGAAGCUGCUGGAGUUUCUCCAAACAGGGAAGAUCGGAAGGGUGGAGGGCCUUCACGAGGACGAGGCCACCAUCGCGCUGAACGAGCUGCAGGGCAUUUGGGGCGUCGGGCUGACCACCGCAAGGAGAUGGCACGGCAUGGGGUGCCGCAGUGUGGCAGAUGUGAGGCAGAGGGUGAAGGAUGGCCAAUUGCAGCUGAAUCAGGAUCAGGUGAUUGGCCUGGACCUCUACGAGCACUUCGCGGAGCGCAUCCCCCGGGAGGAGGUGCAGCAACUUUUCGAGGCCGUGCGCGAGGCCUGCCAAGGGCGCUUCGGGCCGCGGCUCCGGCUGGAGGCUUGCGGCUCCUAUCGCAGGGGCAAAGCGAGCUGCGGGGACGUGGACUUGCUGAUCUCCGCGCGCAGCCCAGAGGAGGAGUUCGGCCUGGGAUCCUGCAAGGAAGUGCUGGGCCACCUUAUAGCUGACCUCACGAAGCAGGGAUUCCUGACCCACGACCUGAAAGGCUCCAAGUGGCACGAGGGGGACGUGUCCACCAGCUCCGCGUGCUACUUCGGGGUCUGCAAGCUGCCGGAGAAGGAGACGUAUCGCCGCAUCGACCUCAAGGUACACCCAGUCCUCGAGUUUCCUUUCGCCCUGCUCUCCUUCACCGGGUCCGGGCCCUUCAAUCGCUCCAUGCGGCUCUUCGCGCGCCGCGCCGGCUUUAGCCUGUCGGACCACGGCAUUUGCCAAGCAAACCAUGCACGGGGCAAUGGCCGCGGUCAGAGGCUUUGGACGGGUCCUCCCAUCGAUCAGCAUCGCUUCAUCACAGAGAAGGACAUCUUUGAUUUUCUGGGCUUGGCCUACCGCGAGCCUUGGCAGCGAGAGGUGGAUGCCCAGUGGCUGCUGGAGACGGGCACCGACCUGUCGGCGGCCGCAUCGAUGCCGGAGACGGCGAUGCCGGAGACGGCGAUGCCGGAGACGGCGAUGUCAGAGGUCGGCACGCAGCCGGAGGUUGUCGAUGUGGACUCAGACUCUGAGGAAAAGGGCUGUGAAGAGAUCUCGCCUGCGAUGCUCAUAAGGCUAGCACAGCUGGUGGUGGCCAAGUGCCGGAGCCUUCACGCAGACCCGGUGUCCGACCCCUCCGGUUCAGCGUAUUUGCCGCAGAUUCGGCAGAUGUCCGAUGGUCAGAUCCUGGCGCACUGGAGGAUUUGGCGCUGUCCGCUGCCCGAAUACCAGGCGGCUGCGGCGCAGAUCUGCGUGUCCCGGCGCUUCAUGUGCGACACCUUGCUGCUGCGGGCGGUGAGGCAGCUGCACCUAGCGGGCACGGAGGAACUGAAGCAGCUCUCAGCCUGGCCAGGAAUCGUUUCGGUCGCGGCGUUGGGUCUCAUUGACUUUGCCUAUGGCCUCGGUGAUGUGAGUCGUGCCCACGCUCAAUGUGAUGUCAUGUCUCAGGCGAACAUUUUCCAGAAUCUGAUGAAGGUGCAUGGGGCCCUGGAGGAAUGGAAGAAGCCUCUCUUUGUGCUCUCGCUGCUUCUGCUGCGGCAGCUGGUGGAUCCGUCCACGGCCACCGCCAAGCUGGCGGAGGUCACCGACCGCGGCCUCAACUGCCCGCAGACCCAGGUGACCUCCUUCUCUCUUUUGCUGCUGCUCUGCGCCCAGAGGAUUCUGCCAGACCAGCAGCAGGAGCAGGGCUCGCGACAAACCCUGUUGACUUGCUUUGAGCAUUUCAUGGACAGCCACAAGGAGCAAGCAAUGGCUUCAGCCUUCAUCGAGCCAAACCGCCUCUACUGGGCCAAGACGGCUGGCCGCCCAGGGUGCCCGGAGUGGCUGCAGAACAACGUGGACGCCCAUGCGGUGAAUUGGUACACGGCGCUGCUGAACAGCACGCUGGCGAUCCAGGUUCCGCAUUUGCCAGUCUACUGGGAUAGCUUUGCCCCGCCAGUCGUGGACUUUUGGGAAGGACUCACAGAGGAGGCCUGGGGCCACUUCCGCGCGAACUUCGGCCGGCGCUGGCAGGGGAUUCCGCAGCUCAAAGCCGACAGCCCGAGCCCAAUCCGCCGCAAAGACCUGCGGGGGGGCUACCUGCCCCACCAACCGCCCAGAGGCCUCGACCGCCCCACCCAGCAGCUGGGAGCGGUGAUGAAUGCAGAGAUCGCCCCUGCAGGGCGCUUUGCCAAUGAGGCAGUGAAUCCUUCAGGCUCACCAGAGGUGAGACGAUGCCUUGCCAGGUACGUGGAGCGCUUUGGUUUCUUCUUCAGCAAGGCCUUCUUCGUGCGUCGCUGCUUCGAGGCGCUGAAUGGUGAGUGCAAGCCAGAAUUCGCCGGCGCCCGCGCUGCUAUGCAGGACCUCUUUGCGCAGUACAGGCGCGAUCCGCAGGCGCGUGUGCCAGAGUUGGUGGAAUCCUUGGAGGAGUAUUGUUACAAGGAUGACAUGUUCGUGGAGCUAGACGUGGAGGCGACUUCACACUUUCUGCAAUGGCUGCAGCUUAUUGAGCCUUGA